Molecule: messenger RNA, 219 nt
Organism: Ochotona princeps (American pika)
Lineage: Eukaryota; Metazoa; Chordata; Mammalia; Lagomorpha; Ochotonidae
Gene: HSBP1L1
Product: heat shock factor binding protein 1 like 1
Exons: 4
Coding region: 1-219 (72 amino acids)
Biological process (GO): cellular heat acclimation
Cellular component (GO): nucleus; cytosol
Molecular function (GO): transcription corepressor activity
Source: RefSeq, a predicted model, not a curated record
AUGGAUGACCGCCAGCCAGAAACCCGCUCAGACACGCUGCAGAAUGUGGCAGAAAAUCUAUUCCAAGAGAUCCAAGAACAUUUUCAAGCUCUAACUGCAACGCUAACCCUCAGGAUGGAAGAAAUGGGGCAUCACAUUGAGGACCUUCAGAAGAAUGUAAGUGAUUUGAUGGUGCAGGCUGGGAUCGAAGCUUCUGUGAAAGAACAAAUGACCGACUAA